CCAUCACCAGCGUCACCAGUUGAUGAAUGCCCUGAAAGCCAAUGGGAUCAUCAAGGGGCAUGAGAAGGUCCUCACUAGUUGUUUCAGUCCUCGUCUGCCAGUGGAGAUGGGCCGCAUCAGAGGGUGAGCCUGUGGUGCAGAUUCCCAACAGUGACCUUCAGCUCGCAGUCGAUGCGCCCAAUGGGUAUUGCAUGAAGAUCACUGGGCCUUUCCAAGACAAACCUUUGGUGUCAGCCGCCGCUGAACGUCUUGGAGCUUGGAGCCAUGAGCAGAUCCUGUGCUUGGCUGAUGCGGAUUUGCCAGAGGCCAGUUUUCAAGUUAGUCCGAAUCCAAAGCCGACAGCGGGCGACCAUAGUGACUUCGGCUUUGGUCCCAGUGUGGCUGUGAACCUGCGCCCGCGGAUCUCCACAUCAGCCUUGUGGCCACUGCAGGCCAAUACACCGACCUUGGGGGUUUCCUUCAAAGAUCAGGCUGCUCGGGUGGUGGCGCUCCAAGCCACCUUAGAGGGGAAGUUGGUCUUGGAAAUGCCUAUGGUGGCAGCACGCUUUCGACAUCAGUGGGCCAUUGAUGUUCAAGCAAUGAACGACACCACAUCGUGUCAGGCAGAAGGCGUAGUAGGCGCCUCACGGAUUGCCUGCCGCUUUGUCGAUGACGUGCCGGUGCAGUUGGUGGUCUUCUGUGGCCCCUGCGCCUUGCGCAAUGCGCGGAUGCAGAUCACUGGAGGCGGAGUCGCCAAGACGGAGUUUGUUCACUCAGGAAGCAGGUAUCAUGAGACUAGCGAGCCAUGGAUUGGACUGUCCUCGUCCGGAGAAGCUCAAUGGGUGGUCGUUGUGAGAGACUCCAUUGACGGCCAGGACAAGGUGCACGAGUUUGUGGUCGCUGCUGUGAAGGGCCAAGAUGAAGUGCAGUGGAAGGAAUCGAGCAGCCAAAGGUACACCCGCCUGAUCGGCACGGUGUUGCUGCAGGCCACUUUCUUCGCAGCUGUGGCUCUUCUCUUCAUCCCCGUUUCCACAGCGGCGCGGCCCGCCGUUUGCGCCGCUGCUUUGGCGGUGCCAUACCUGGCACAGCUGGCAGCGCAGCAGGACUCGCCCAUCCUGCUGAAGUCCGCCUUCUCCUCUUGGCCCUUCAGCGAUGCGGCAGACGCGUGGCAUCUGCUGCUGGAGGUGUUAGUUGGGAUGCUAGGAGUCAUCGUCCUGCAUGGCUAUGCCGCGAUGCUGUUUCUCCGGGAAAACGGGCCCGGAUCGGCAGAGAUGAUGCCGCAUAGUUUGAGUUUCGGUUCCUGGGAGUUGCGUGCUGUGGGCUAUGUGGCCUUGCCCUUGGCUUCGGCUUCGGCUCGGAUCGCCUUCAACGGUUUUUCCUCGGGCAGGCUCUUCCACCUGUUCUGCGGCUCUUUGGGACUAGCCAUCCUGUUGGGAUUGGUCGCAUUGCCUUGGAAAGUCCUUCGAACUCUGAGGGAUUGGUUCCAGGAGGGCCGUGUGAUCUGUUUGCAGCAUCAUUCCGAUGGUCGAACUCAGUAUGUGGAUCGCGUUUGCGACCAGCUCUCGGCCAUUCCGGUGGUGCGACGAUCAAGGAUCCUGGGCAGCUGGACCGAAGCUGGCAGUUGGCAGAGUAGCCCUGCCGUGGCCAUGAUCCAAGAAGUGGAACAUCAUGGCACCUGCAAAGAGAGAGGAGGGGAUCAUUGGGAUCGACAUUGGUCGGCAGGACCUUGGCAGCCACUGCUGCCACACCAGUCGAGCACAGGCUCCGAGAUGCGCUCCUACACACCCGUCUCUGAAGGGUUGAGGCACCGGCCUGUCUCGGUGGAUAGUGCUGAACCUCUGAUCAAAUCGGGCUGGAGAUCACCCAAGGUGGCUGCCCCUCCCAGUGCGUUGCUGCGGGCGCAUCCGGUCUCAGUGACCACGCGUUUUUGCUUCGCACAGCGUCGGGGCUUCGCUGGAGUCUGCGGCCUUCCCUGGCUGGAUGCAGCUGUGCCAGCAGCGGACUUGCCUGCCAUAGAAAGCGCCGUGCCGCAGAUGAAUCUGCGAGUUCAGGCCCGGCAGCUCAGUGGUCCCUUCACCUCCGGCGCCUUGUCGGCGUGCUUCGAUGCGGCGAAUCGAAAGCCCUGGUGGUGGUCCUAUGACUUCUUCCUGAAGGUCAUGGCCGGAUGUCUUGUGGCGCUGGCACCUGAAACCUCCAUCGAAAGGCACGUGCUGCGAAUCGCGUGGCUCGCCUUCAUGACGCUCAAAGCCAUGGGGGUCACCUACACCUGGCCCCACGCACAUUGGACGGAAAAUCUGGUGGCCAUUUCGGCUGCUUGGGUCCUACCUGGUGGCACUGCCUUCUAUCUCUACGGCAAUGAGUUGAUGGAGCAUCGUGAAAAAGCGGUGCUGGCGCUUCUGACCUUGGCGUAUCUUCCAACUGUUCUGGCGCUGGUGGUUUGCCUCUAUUCCUUAAAGAUCACCAAAGAUCAGGAUCUUCCUGAGCAUGUGAUUGGAUGGGGCAAGCUGUCCGGCAACAGGCUGGGAUAUGAGCGCUUGAGUUUGGAUGAGGAUGACAGUCCGGGGAACGUCAAUCCGGAGGCCGUUGAUAUCCACCUGGCAGAUGCCGUGUUGGUGGCCUCGGAAGGUUCCAAGGUGCCGCGGAUACGACUGCCCUGCGAGGUGAAACUGCCUUUGCGACCCAUGCAUCUGUGGAUGAAGGGCGCCAUCGCCGUUAGCAGCUCCCUCACAGAUCGUCAACCGCAGGUUGCAGUGCCGGCUGAACUUCUCUUAGGGCGCCUCACAGGCGCCGAAAAUCCUUGGGCCACGGUGCUGACCCCUGAGGGCGGCUUGCUCUUGUACCGGGACCAGGAGACAAAUGGUGGGCUAAAGUGGCAGGAGGUCUUGAGGCAUUUCCUGCGUGGCCAAAACGCUUUGCUGCGUGAAGCGGAGCGUGUGCUCCAGGAGGAGAAGGAAAGUCUAACAGCCCUGGAGAUCUUGGAGUGAAAUUGCAGCAGGAGAGUCACAUGGAGCAGUUGUUGCUGAUCAACUAACUUGGUCGAAAUGGAA
Cladocopium goreaui is the source of this 3026-nucleotide messenger RNA. NCBI's taxonomy places the organism in Eukaryota, Dinophyceae, Suessiales, Symbiodiniaceae. The record is from the annotation of a GenBank genome assembly.